Messenger RNA from Myotis myotis, 2900 nucleotides. RefSeq names its product zinc finger protein 674 (gene ZNF674). Gene Ontology annotation, biological process: regulation of transcription by RNA polymerase II. Gene Ontology annotation, molecular function: RNA polymerase II transcription regulatory region sequence-specific DNA binding; DNA-binding transcription factor activity, RNA polymerase II-specific. The transcript is spliced from 6 exons. The record is from RefSeq and is a predicted model, not a curated record. Gene Ontology annotation, cellular component: nucleus. NCBI's taxonomy places the organism in Eukaryota, Metazoa, Chordata, Mammalia, Chiroptera, Vespertilionidae. The coding region runs from base 363 to 2090 and encodes 575 amino acids.
AGAGUCCCCAGGGGACACUUUGGAAAGGGGCCGCCGGAAUAGCCCGCUUGCCUCUUGCCGCCCAGAGACCUCUCCCCAGUCCUCGCGGAAAAUGGUGGCAGAGAACGACGUCAGAUCCACUGUCCCCUAACGACGCCAUGUCGGUCAUUGCGGGUGGGGGGAUAGGGAAGCUGGGACGCACCGGUUCUGCGCUUGCGCCGCCGCGCUCCGACCGCGGGCUCCGGGGUAACAGGGUGCAGGAGCGGAAGUGCUCCGCUGACCCCUGACCCCGAGGGCGUGAGAGUCCGCUGCCUGUUGUUCUCUGCACGAAGCUGUCAGUUCCUGCGAGCAAGAUCUCCAUCCUUUGUCCAGAGCUGAACAGAAUGGCCAUGUCUCAGGAAUCAUUGACCUUCAGAGAUGUGUUUGUGGACUUCACCUUGGAGGAGUGGCAGCAACUGGACUUUUCUCAGAAGAACCUCUACAGGGAUGUCAUGCUGGAGAACUACGGCCACGUGGUCUCUGUGGGCUACCUGGUGGAUACACCAGAUGUGAUCUUCAGGUUCGGACAAGGAGAAGAGGCCAGGAGGGAAGAUGGAGAACCCAUAAUACAGAGCUGUCCAGAAUUCUGGAAAGUUGAUGACCAGAAAGAUAACCACAAGGAAAGCCAAGAUAAAUCUCUGUGGCAAGCUACAUUUAUACACCAGGAAACUCUGAAGGAUGCGAGUGACCAAGAAAUAAGAACAUGCGGAAAAAUUAUUUAUCCCAGCACAGACUUCGUUCCUAUAAGACAAAGACUCCUUAAAUAUUAUUCAUGGGAAAGAUGUUCAAAACAUAAUUUGAACUUUCUUAGUCAAAAUAGAAGCUAUGGAAAAAAUAAAAAUGAUGAAUAUCAGGCAUAUUGGAAAUUAUGCUUCUGUUCUAAUCUUGAUAAAGCUCAACCUGGAGAGAAAAUCUUUGAACCUAAACACCAUGGAAAAGCCUUCCACCAUAAGCAAGCCCUUAAAAGUCAGAAAAUUCAAACUGGGGAGAAACCCUAUGAAUGUUCUGACUGUGGAAAAGCAUUUAUCCAGAAAGGAAACCUUGCUGUACAUCAGAGAACUCACACUGGAGAGAAACCUUAUGAAUGCUGUGAAUGUGCGAAAGCCUUCAGCCAGAAGUCAACCCUCAUUGCACACCAGAGAACUCAUACAGGGGAGAAGCCCUAUGAAUGCAAUGAAUGUGGGAAAACCUUUAUCCAGAAGUCAACUCUAAUUAAACAUCAGCGAACUCAUACAGGAGAGAAACCAUUUGUAUAUGGUGAAUGUACAAAAACUUUUAAGAGUUCAUAUCACCUUAUUAGACAUGAAAAAACACACAUUAGACAAGCAUUUUAUGACGGUAUCAAACGUGGUAAGUCAAGCCUUAUGCAUCAGAGGACUCAGAUGGGUGAGAAACCUGAAUGCAAUAAACACAGGAAAACCUUUUCUAAGAAACCCACCCCCAUUAAACAUCAGAGAAUGCAUACAAAAGAGAAAACUUUUGAGUGUAACGAAUGUGGAAAAAGCUUCAGAGGAAAGUCAGACCUCUCUGUUCAUCAGAAAAUUCACACAGGAGAAAAACCCUAUGAAUGUAGCAUAUGUGAGAAGACUUUCAGUGGAAAAUCACACCUCUCUGUACAUCAUAGAACUCAUACAAGAGAGAGACCUCAUGAAUGCAGAAGAUGUGGGAAAGCCUUUGGUGAGAAAUCGACCCUUAUUGUACAUCAAAGAACUCAUACAGGAGAAAAACCCUAUAAAUGCAGUGAAUGUGGGAAAGCCUUCAGUGAGAAGUCACCACUGAUUAAACACCAGAGAAUUCAUACAGGAGAGAGACCCUAUGACUGCAGUGACUGUGGGAAAGCCUUUAGUAGGAAGUCAACUCUCAUUAAACAUCACAGAAUUCAUACAGGGGAAAAACCAUAUGAGUGUAGCGAAUGUGGGAAGGCUUCCCGUGUGAAAUCAACUCUCAUUGUACAUCAUAGAACUCAUACAGGAGAGAAACCCUAUGAAUGCAAAGAAUGUAGCAAAGCCUUCAGUGGGAAGUCAACUCUCAUUAAACAUCAGAGAAGUCAUUCAGGAGAUAAAACCUCUUAAUAUACUUAAGAGUGGGGUAACAUCACUAGCAGUUAUACUUCAUUGUAUAUCAAUUCAUCCUCGGGAGUAACUCUUAAAGGUCAGAAAUUCUUCAUAUAGUAUUUAAUGUUCAUUUAACUUAAUAAAAAGUAUAAUUGCAGAAGCAUAUAAUAAAUAUGAUCAAUAUUUCACCCAGAAUUCUUAUGCAUGCAUGGAAAAUUGUAUAUCAAAGAAUUCAAAAGUGGCAAAACUGUGCCUUGGUGUUGGAAAGCCUUUGGAGAGAAUUUAAAUGCCAUUGCUUAUCAGAGUAUUUAUGCUGUGGAAAAACUACAAAUUUAAUGAAUUUAUAAAACUGUUAGAAAUUAUGAGAGAAAUAUGUUCCAAACAUUGUGGAAAAGGUGCAGAGGCUGCAAAUAAGCACUCAUUAGUAACACUAAGAUAUAUUUAUUGUGGAAUAGAGUAUGACAUUUUUAAAAGAAGAGUACAAUAAAGCAUAAAAUAUUAAUCCUAGUUAGGGCAACUUCCAGUGUAUUUCUUAAAUAGAGUGAGAAAGGAUGAGUCAGCAUGAUUCAUGAGAGAAGAUCAAACAGAAGAUCUUCCACAUAUUUAUCAGUAUAUUCAGUGCAGAAUUGCAAACACAGAAAAGACAAAUAGUAAGCUUUGACACAACUUGCUUAGGAACAGUGCUUACAACAUAAUAUAUUGUCUUUUAAGAAAGGUUAAUCAUUUUAUGGUUACACUAGAGGCCCGAUGCAUGAAAUUCAUUCAAGAGUACAUCUUCCUUCCUCCGGCUUCUGGCACCAGCUUCCCUAUGGCAUCUGGGACCCAGGC